Messenger RNA from Loxodonta africana (African savanna elephant), 6893 nucleotides. RefSeq names its product RNA exonuclease 2 (gene REXO2). Lineage: Eukaryota; Metazoa; Chordata; Mammalia; Proboscidea; Elephantidae. The transcript is spliced from 7 exons. The record is from RefSeq and is a predicted model, not a curated record. Bases 16 to 780 code for a protein of 254 amino acids. Gene Ontology annotation, cellular component: mitochondrion. Gene Ontology annotation, molecular function: nucleic acid binding; 3'-5'-RNA exonuclease activity.
GGCUCAUGCCGGCUGAUGUUCGGCGGCUUCCUGGGCUCCGGGCUGUGGCGGGGUGUGGGUGGGAGUCGCAGGCAGUCCUGGGUGCGGGGUGUCGGCGACGGUGGCGCAGCCAUGGCGGCAGGGGAGAGCAUGGCUCAGCGGAUGGUCUGGGUGGAUCUGGAGAUGACAGGAUUGGACAUUGAGAAGGACCAGAUUAUUGAGAUGGCCUGUCUGAUAACCGACUCUGAUCUCAACAUUUUGGCUGAAGGUCCUAACCUGAUUAUAAAGCAGCCAGAUGAAUUGCUGGACAGCAUGUCAGAUUGGUGUAAGGAGCAUCAUGGGAAGUCUGGUCUUACCAAGGCAGUGAAGGAGAGUACAAUUACAUUGCAGCAGGCAGAGUAUGAAUUUCUGUCCUUUGUACGACAGCAGACUCCUCCGGGGCUCUGUCCACUUGCAGGAAAUUCAGUUCAUGCAGAUAAGAAGUUUCUUGACAAAUACAUGCCUCAGUUCAUGAAACAUCUUCAUUAUAGAAUAAUUGAUGUGAGCACUGUUAAAGAACUGUGCAGUAUUGAUAAAUUACUUGAAGGAAAUAAUUUUUCAGUGUAUUUGAGAUGGUUUCCUUUGAGAGUUCCAUUUCUGCUGUAUAUAGACGCUGGUAUCCAGAAGAAUAUGAAUUUGCACCAAAGAAGGCUGCUUCACACAGGGCACUUGAUGACAUUAGUGAAAGCAUUAGAGAACUUCAGUUUUACCGAAAUAACAUCUUCAAGAAAAAAACAGAUGAAAAGAAGAGGAAAAUUAUAGAAAAUGGAGAAAAUGAGAAGACUGUGAGUUGAUGCCAGUUCUCAUGCUGCCGGCACCGAGCUCUCUGGAAGCAACUUCCGAUGGUCUUUUUUGUUCACCCUGAUUGCUUGGCAAAGCACCUUCUUUCAGUUAUCUCACACCUCUAGAUGGCUCACACAGACAGCACCUUGAAUACUAUUUUUCUUUGUCUACGCUGUUACCAUUUAUAACACGUCAGCUUCUUUGUGAGUACCAGGUCAUGUCCAUCUCUGGGUACAUACCUGCAUUUGCUUUUAGACCGUUUCUUUUGUUUUAAAUAAAUAAAUAAAUAAAGCUAGUUCUAUUGAAAUGCAAGUUUUUUUUUUUUUUUGGUACCAUCAAUUCUUCAGUAGAUGAAUCCUUGGAGAAGGAUGACUUUUCUCUUGUUUUAAGUGGUAUGGCUAAUGUUUAAACCCUCAUAAUUCAGUUAGGAAUGGAUUAAGUUUCUUACGUUAAACAAAGUGAACUUGUUCUGUUUUGCUUUACAGGUUAAGAAUAGAAUAACGAGAUAGAUUCAAAGCAACAGCUUUGAACUUGUUAGUUGUAGUUACUGAACUAGCAGAGAGUGCUGGAAUAGGCUGCUUUUCACUGCAUUCAAGAAAUUGAAGUGAGCUAUCUUGACAGGUAUUCUGUAAGUAAUAACUAAGGUGUAUUGAAUAGUUACAUGCAAGGCAGUCACUGUGCUAGGUUUUCAGAGCAUAAGUAGCUAGCUGCCCUAGAUCUAAUGGUCAGUCUGUAGCUAAGAAAGGUUUCAGUUUAUCUUAACUCCUAAGUUUAGAGUCCUUUGGUUGAGGGCUCACCACAGCCCAAGGUGAGCCCUCAAACCAGAGGGCCCAUUGGAAUCACCUGUCUUUAGAACAAUCUCACUCUCUUCUUUGUGUACUUCAUGCUAACAAAUGCCCCCUUAAGACAAGAAAUCAGAAUUGGGAAAGGCCCACGUGUGACUUGUCUUUCAUUAAGACCACAGGACUGGAACUCUGGUUAUCUAAAUGUAUGUUUCUGUUCAAUUAUAGUCGUUCUAUGGACGUAGGAGUAUGAUCCUAAUGUAGUUUAGGUACAGAAAUCAUGAGACUGGAUUAAUCUCAUAAGUACAGUAAAACCUGAGAAAGCCAGAACCUGUUUAAGGUGGAAAUCUGUCAGAUUGGGAAAAUGCAAAUAUUUCUCACUAUAAUCAGUAGAAAAGUGGUAACACCGCACCCGGAAAACUUGUAAGACCCGGAAAAACAAGGCAGUCCUGUCGAGUUCUGGCUCUCACAGGUUUCACUCUCUAACCUUUUCCAAAUGAGUAAAUUAAGGCUCAGAUUCACAAAUCUGUUAAGUGUGAGUUGAUGGACAACAGGCCAGCUACCUUUUCUGACGAGCGUUCGCCCUGCUUCCUGGAAUGGCACAGGUUUUAGCUCGUGUACCAACUUUGGUGGUUUGGAAGGUAGGAAUGUGUCGUAGCUAGGAAAAAGGCUCUUGAGUCAAGUCUGGGUUCAAGUCCAGGUUCCAUGACAUACUAACUCAACAACUUCAGCAAGUUAACAUCUUUAAACCUCAGUUUUCUUAUCUGUAAAGUGAGGUUGAUAAUGGUGCCUAACUUAAAGGGUGGUUUUUAAACUAAAUGAAGCACUAAUCACAGUUCUGAGCUCAGUGGUUGGUACACAGUACAUACUGUACAACGUUAGGUAACUAAUGAAGAUCGAUUUGAUUCAGUCCAGGAUCUGUGAGAAAGGAUUCUCUGUUGAUAAUGACGACUGCGGGCAUGAUCUCAAAUCAGUGUUCACUUACUGCCUAUGACAACAUGCUGAAGACUGUUACAAACUUUACUAACAGUCUGACCUUGACUUGGCAUACUGUUUCCAACUAAAAUUUGGCAGGAUAAUCUUGGCCUUUACUUGGCUGUCAGGAAUGUUGUAAACACUAAUGCAGGAAUAGAUACGAAAACACUUGGUGCUUAAGAAAGGGGUUCAUAGUAACCGAAUACAGCUAUUAAUGCCAUAGAAUUUCUCCCACACAGCUGGCCAGUUUAUUCCUCAGUUUAACUAUUUGAGCCAUACUGUUUAGUUUACUUAAAGCCUGUAACUCUGGGUGUUCAUUUUAAAUCUCCUGCCCUGUUCUGUAUAUUCAUUAUAUGUAGCAGAAUUCUCCCGUUAACCCCUCAUAGAGCAUGUGAUAGCUGUUAGUAACAUAAUUGGCAGCCUGUGAGACAGCACAUCUAGUCUGGUGCAAGUCUUUUAUAUAAAGACAUGGUAGUUCAGUGAUUAGUUCAUUAUUUUUUAGUCUGCUUGAAAAUAAGUUUAAAUUUGUGUUGCUGGUACUUAUAAUUUCACGGGAGAUUCCUGGAGCUAUGGAGUGGUUUCUUUGAGUGGAACUGUGAUGCAAAUACCGUCUUAAAAAUGAUCAGCCUGUUUGCUUAACAGAGCUUGGCAUUCCAUUGCUCUUGGGGGCUUUUCAUUUGGUGGUUUUUCUGUCUGUGCUGUAAUUAUCCUGCAGUCUGUAUUCCUAGGAUCAUCCAGGCAUAUUUCCCCACAUUAAGCUCAUGAAGUGAAUGAAUCAUUACUGUAAUGAUAAUCUCCAGUUUUCCUCAAGUGCCUAUCACAAUCUAGCCAUUGUACUGAGUGUGGGCAAGAAAGACCUCAUUUUUUCCAGCAGCUUAGACAUAGGAAUUAAGAAUGGAACCGGAGACACCUGAAUUUUCUCAUUUACAAACGAUGCAUCCCUUUUUAAUCAAGCAGCUGACAAACUCAGAGAAGUUGAUAGUUCCUUUGGUAGAACUGGGGUUCUUAGGUGCGUAAGCCUUAAAGAAAAAAAGAAAGAAUAGCUAAUUGUAAUGUUCAAGUGCAGUUUUGUCAUUAAACAAAUUCUGCCACUUUGUUUGUGUUGUUAUAGUGUAUGACUGUCCCAGGUACUCUGAAAUGCCCUGGCAUUCUGAGAAAAGUUACCAAGUAGCAGAGACAGUGGAAAAUUGGUUGUCGUUAGAUUAAGCCAUAUGUAGCAGAUUAACGGGAAAUCCUGGUGGCGUAGUGGUUAAGUGCUAUCUAUGGCUGCUAACCAAAGGGGUGGCAUUUCGAAUCUGCCAGGUGCUUCUUGGAAAUUCUAUGGGGCAGUUCUACUCUGUCCUAUAGGGUCGCUAUGGGUUGGAAUCAACUCGACGGCACUGGGUCUGUGUUUUUUUUUUUUUUUUUUGGUUUAGCAGAUUAAUGAGGAUAAAAGCUAUUAUGCUGUUUAUUUAAUGAUGAGGUCAAAAGCUAUUACGUAUUUAUUGAUAUAUGCUGUAUAUCUCCUGUGGAAAUGGAGUUUUACUUAUUUGAGCAAAGCCUUUAAUUUUAUGUGGCUCAUGACAAGACCAUAGCUAUGAUAGUAAUGUAAAUGAAGGGUUCUUUUCUAGUUGAGCAUUUUCACCUGAAUAUAGGAAUAUGGUAUGUUCAAAGAGGCUGUGAAAAAGAUAAGGUUGUAAAUCUUCAUUCCAGUAGAAUGCAGGCAGAUGCAGUAUUUACUGCCACAGUUGACUUGCCGAGAUCAAGACGAAUGUACAGGAUCUGAAUUUAUAACUUGCCUUAAGGGACCGUUUGAAUCCCUGGUGGCGUAGUGGUUAAGAGCUAUGGCUAACCAAAAUUUUGGCAGUUGGAAUUCACCAGCCGCUCCUUGGAAACCCUGUGGGGCAGUUCACCUCUGUCGUGUAGGGUUGCUCUGAGUCGGAAUCCACUUGACAGCAGUGGGUUUUUUUUUUUUUUUUCUGGUAAGGGACAAUGUAACCAGUUUAGUUUUGCACCUGGGUUAUAAUGCCUCUGGUGUUCUGUGAUAUAGAAAAGAAGUCUCUUAGUAAGAACAAGCCCUAGAAAAUGGGAAGGUUGGGGACUGUGGAGCAAAAAUAUGUUCUUGUGCAAAUGAAAAUACACCAUGAACAGCCUGCAGAAUCCUUGGGGUCCAGGAUAAGAUGCAUUAUCUGCCACAGCACGUUUUCAAAAUGAUCCUGUCUUAGGACCGAUGCGUAAUGGGAGCUAGCUUAAAAAGAAAGACCAAAAAGCCAAACCUGUUGCCGUCGAGUUGAUUCUGACUCAGUGACCCUAUAGGGUAGAGUAGGACGGCCCCACAGGGUUUCCAAGGAGUGGCUGGUGGAUUUGAACUGUCGACCUUUUGGUUAGCAGCCAAGCUCUUAACCACUGCGCUACCAGGGCUCCAAAAUUCUGGAACCCUGGCUUGUGUCCUUGGGAAGAGCAACUUCCCUUUGUUUCCCAAUUUAGAAAAGUAGGAAGUGAACAAUUUAGGGAGGUGCUUGCUUUUUAUGUCACCGUCAAAGAAGCAUAAGGAAUUGCUGUUUUUGUUUACAUACAGAGAAUUUAAUGAAUUCAUAUUCUUUAGGAGCAUCCAGCCUCUUUCCUACCUCCAAAUUGAGCCAUGUGAAAUGUUGGGAAUAGAGAGAUACUUCUGUAUCUAGAUUAAUAGACCCUUGUAGACUGCUUGGAAACCAGCUCUAUUUGUAACAUUUUUUUUCCUUGGAAAACGUUUCCAUUUUGAAUUCCAUUUAACCAGCUCAUGGUUGAUAUUGAGCAAUAGAAUUCAUUGUUAAGUUAGAGACCAUCUGUAUAAAGUCUGUACUUGCACUCAUCUUGGUUGUACUCUCUUUGCAUUAAUGUUUUACACCCUAUUUCAUCUCACCAUUCUAGGGAUUUUAAGGUACCUUGUUAUUCUGCCUUCUUAUUCUGGCUUUAAAGCCUUCUGUGAAAUAGGCUGCCACGAUAGCCCAGUCAUUUUAUAUUCAUACUUAACAGCUAGCAGAAACAAUUUCAGAAGAAUUGAAAAGUAGGAUGGAUGUUAAGGGCACUGGGCUAUGAGUAGUAAAAAUUUUCCAUUAUCUUCAUACUCUGUGGAGAUGGCCAAAUUUAUUCUGCCAAAUAAGGAUGUUAAAAAUAACACCAUCUGCUGUCACCAUCAUUUCAUAAGAGGGCAAACAUUUUAACUCACAUAUACAAAGGAAGGACGUAAUGGCAGAAUAUAAACCGUGUCCUUUUUCGAAUUGCACUUUAGAUUGAAUAAAACGCACACGUGCGUGCACACACACACACACCAUCCCGGGCCUAUACUAGUCCCUGCAUUGGAGUUUGGGAACAACUGGUGUAAAUGCUUGGGACCUCUGCCAGAAUCCUUCUCUUAGAGGAAUAGAAUUGAGAGAAAGAAGUUACAUUCUGAACUGCUAGAGUUACUUUGUUUUCCAAGUUAUUAAAAGGACCUGGGAAACGUCUGUAGAGCUUCCUAGUCAUCUGCUUGAGAUAAAAUUGUGUGAUCUGCUUAUGAUCAGACCAUCAAGUGAAGACUCUGUUCCUGUGUUUUACACUGUUGGCCUUGUACAUUCUUUCCAAGUUAAACCUAGGAAUGCUGGGAAUUCCUUGAUUAUUUAAACUCUGUUUUUCCCAUUUUUCUGGUUGUGACAGGUUCUGAAAUUAUGGUUUUGUGUAACCUUUAACCAUGAAGCCUUUGAUUUUCAAACAUUGGUUUUCUGAGGAUGGGUAGUGAGAGAGGGCAGGUAUUAGUUUUAAAAUUAUUUUGGACCUUAAAGCUAAAGAAAGUAAAAUGUUACAGACUGGUAAUUUUGAGUGAUAAUGAUAAAUCGUGUAACUGAUAAAAACUGAUAACCAGGAUAUAUGAAGAAUUCCUACCCAAAACCAAUAUACAGAAAAGGAACCCUGUAGAAAAAUGGGAAAAACAUGAGAACAGGUACUUCACAAAAGAGGAAACAUGAGUGUCCAACAAACAUAUAAAAAGAUGCUCAACCUCAUUAAUAAGGAAAUUCAAAUUAAAACCACAACAAGAACAUGCUACAUUCCUACCACAUUGGUAAAUACUGUAAAGUCUGAUAAUACCUGAGUUUAAGGAUGCGGUAAAUAGGAACCCUCAAGCGCUACUGAUAAGGAUCUCAAUGGGUUCAACUGUUGUGUAUGUUUCAUUUUCAUAGGUGUGUAUUAUGUGUUUUGUAAAAGUACAGGGUUUAAAUGUGAUGUGUGAAAAUUGUAAUAAGUGUGUGGCAUAUAGAAAGUACUCAAGUGUUUGUUAUUAAUAUAAAAAUGAUAUAAAAAUGUUUCUUGUUAAAUACAGUUGUGGCUACAUCCUGCAAA